AUGGUACCCACCAAGAAGAACAAGGAGCGUUACUUUAGACAUUUCUUGGAAAUAAUCAAAGGGCUGGAAAUCACCAUGUCAUUCGGGGAAGCCUUACAGCAGAUGCCCCUCUACUCCAAAUUUAUGAAGGACAUCCUCACCAAGAAGGGGAAGUAUAUUGAAAACGAGAAUAUUGUGGUAGGGGGCAACUGCAGUGCAAUAAUACAGAGGAAGCUACCUGAGAAGUUUAAGGACCCCAGAAGUGUUACCAUCCCGUGCACCAUAGGGAAGGAAGCGGUAAACGAGGCCCUCAAUGAUCUAGGAGCAAGUAUCAAUCUGAUGCCCUUGUCAAUGUACAGAAGAAUCGGGAAUUUGAAGAUAUAUCCCACCAAGAUGACGCUUCAACUGGCAGACCGCUCGAUCACAAGACCAUAUGGGGUGGUAGAAGAUGUCCUGGUCAAGGUACGCCACUUCACUUUUCCGGUGGACUUUGUCAUCAUGGAUAUCGAAGAAGACACAGACAUUCCCCUUAUCUUAGGUAGACCUUUCAUGCUGACUACCAACUGUGUGGUGGAUAUGGGGAAUGAGAACUUGGAGUUGAGUAUUGACAAUCAGAAGAUCACCUUUGACCUUUUCAAGGCAAUGAAGUACCCACAGGAAGGUUGGAAGUGCUUCAGAAUAGAGUAG
Messenger RNA from Glycine soja, 666 nucleotides. RefSeq lists its product as uncharacterized. The coding region runs from base 1 to 666 and encodes 221 amino acids. NCBI's taxonomy places the organism in Eukaryota, Viridiplantae, Streptophyta, Magnoliopsida, Fabales, Fabaceae. The transcript has a single exon. The record is from RefSeq and is a predicted model, not a curated record.